AUGGGUGCCGCCGAGAGCGCCACACCGGAAGUAAGCAGCCCAGUCGCCCCAGAUGAGCAGAAGAAGAAGGGCUACGGAUGGCGGUUCUGGGCCAUCUUCCCUGGUCUAUGCAUCGGUGGCAUGCUGAGCGCUCUUGAUUCGACCAUUCUGUCUACCGUCCUGCCUACUAUAUCCAAAGAGCUCAACUCGGAGGAGAUGUACGUUUGGGCAAUCAAUGGAUACUUCGUCAGCCAAACAGCCGUCCAGCCUUUGUACGGCCAAAUUUCCGAUAUCUUCGGUCGUCGAUGGCCGAUGAUAAUCUCCGUGGCUAUCUUCGCCUUGGGUAGUGGCCUCUGUGGUGGAGCAUCGAGUUCAAAUAUGCUCAUCGCAGCCCGAGUUGUUCAAGGUCUAGGUGGCGGCGGAAUCAAUGUCAUGACAGAGAUCAUUGUUGCAGACCUAGUGCCUCUACGUGAGCGGCAAGCUAUAAUGGGAAUUAUAUUUACAGCCUUUGCUGUCGGGACUUUUAUUGGACCGGUAAUUGGAGGAGCAAUCGUGGACAAUACUAGUUGGAGAUGGGUGUUCUAUAUCAACCUGCCCCUGUGUGGAGUCACUUUAGUCCUCAUGCUGCUCUUUCUGCAUGUGAAUUAUGACCGCCAGUCGACCGUCAUGGCGAAGCUCAAACGAGUAGAUUUUGCGGGAAACGCCAUUUUAAUCACCUCAGUGAUUUCCAUCCUGCUGUCCCUCACCUGGGCUGGAACAACGCACCCUUGGAAGUCCUGGCGCACCAUCGUGCCGCUUAUUUUGGGAUUCGCAGGGAUGGGGGCGUUUUUUGCCUACCAGAGCAGUCGCUGGUGUCUCGAGCCCACUAUGCCUCUUCGCUUGUUUUCCAAUCGGACUGCCGCCAUUACCUACAUGAUGAGCUUUUUGCACGGUAUUAUCCUUUACUGGGUCAGCUUAUUCCUUCCCGUGUACUUCCAGUCAAUCCUGGAGGCCUCGCCAGAGAAGUCCGGAAUUGACCUUUUCGCCUCCGUUAUCCCCAUGGUCCCAGGUGCCAUCAUCGGAGGGGUUCUCAUCACUGUCACCGGCAAGUACAAGCCGCUCCUGGUCGUUGGAUUCAUCCUGAUGGCUAUCGGAAUGGGACUCUUCACUAUGCUAGAUGAUCAAACCAACACCGUUCGGUGGGUAGUUUACCAGGUGGUGUUGGCUAUAGGAUCUGGCAUUUCCCUUAUUGCCACACUUCCUGCUGUUCUAGCGAGUCUUCCCGAGUCCGACGUUGCGUUAGCCACAGCAACUUGGGCCUUCCUUCGCAGUUUCGGAUCUAUUUGGGGAGUUUCAAUUCCUUCUGCUAUAUUCAACACGCGGUUUACUCAGCUGGUCGGUCGCAUCGACAGUCCGCAGUUGCAGAAUAUUCUUGUCGGGGGAGGUGCAUAUCAACUCGCUACCAAAGCAUUUAUGCAGUCACUGGACGACACGCCCAUGAUAAAGGCGCAGGUAGUAAGUGUGUAUGUUGAAAGCUUGAAGCUCGUAUGGCAAGUGGGAAUUGCCUUUGCCGCAAUCGGAGUGCCUUUGUCUUUCCUGAUUCGGAGUCUUGCAUUGCGCGACCAGCUGGAUACGGAGUUUGGGUUUGAGGAGAAGAAGAAGGAGGCCGACGAGGAAGUCACUACCAGCAGUACUAGUAUGUAG
Molecule: messenger RNA, 1662 nt
Organism: Penicillium angulare
Lineage: Eukaryota; Fungi; Ascomycota; Eurotiomycetes; Eurotiales; Aspergillaceae
Product: MDR family MFS transporter
Exons: 1
Coding region: 1-1662 (553 amino acids)
Biological process (GO): transmembrane transport
Molecular function (GO): transmembrane transporter activity
Source: RefSeq, a predicted model, not a curated record